Oncorhynchus kisutch (coho salmon) is the source of this 291-nucleotide messenger RNA. Its product is annotated as protein kinase C-binding protein NELL2-like. Lineage: Eukaryota; Metazoa; Chordata; Actinopteri; Salmoniformes; Salmonidae. Gene Ontology annotation, molecular function: heparin binding; protein kinase C binding. The transcript has 2 exons. The coding region runs from base 13 to 276 and encodes 87 amino acids. The record is from RefSeq and is a predicted model, not a curated record. Gene Ontology annotation, cellular component: cytoplasm.
CAGGAGCACAGUAUGCAGAGGGUGGAGAACGCUCCCUGUCCUGAACUGACCUGCCCCGAGUCUGACCACAUCACCCUUACAGACCGCUGCUGCAAAGUCUGCAGAGGUCAUCAUUUCUGUGUGGAGGGCCACAGUCCCAGCUGUGUGGAGAACUCAGAAUGUGUGAACCUGGAGGCUGGGUCCUGCUGCAGCUGUAAAGAUGGCUACCGCGCCCUGAGGGAUGACAGCGCGUACUGUGGAGGUGCAGUACUCUUACUACAACAAUGGCAUCACUAAACCAACACUCAUUUA